AUGCUCACCAGAUUGGAUGCAAUUGCUCUGAUACUGUCAAUAGCAGAAUUCAUAAUUGGAAUGUUGGCAAAUGCGUUCAUCGGACUGGUAAACUGCUGUGAAUGGGUGAGGAACCAAAACAUCUCUUUAGCUGACUUCAUCUUCACCUGCUUGGCUACCUCCAGAAUCAUGCAGCUGUUGGUGGUGUUGUCUUACUCGCUUAUAAUGGAACUAUCUCCACCACAACGUCACACUUAUAAACUAGCAAAAUCUAUUACUUUGCUUUGGAGAAUUACUAAUCACUUGAAUAACUCUUUUGCUACCUGCCUAAGCAUUUUCUAUCUCCUUAAGAUAGCUCACUUCUCCCACUCCCUUUUCCUCUGGCUUAAGUGGAGGAUGAACAAAGUGGUUCUUGCGGCUUUUGUAUUUUCGUUGCUCUUUCUGAUUUUUGACAUUGUAUUGCUAGAAUCUUUUAAUGAUCUCUUUUCGAAUGUAAGUAAUUUUACUUUAUACAUAGAGCAAAGUAAAACUCUCCUUGUUGAAACCUUGAUUCUUCUGAGCUUGACCUGUCUGUUUCCCCUGGCUCUGUCCCUGGCCUCCGUGCUGCUUUUAUUCCUGUCCCUGGUAAGACACAUUAGAAAUCUGCAGCUCAACUGCAUGAGCCCCCGGGACUCAAGCACAGAGGCCCAUAAAAGGGCCAUAAAAAUGGUGCUGUCUUUCCUCUUCCUCUUCGUUGUUCAUAUUUUUGUCACACAAGUGGCAAACUGGAUACUUGUUAUGUUUGGAAACCACACGUCUGCAAAAUUUACCCUGUUGGCAGUAUAUGUCUUUCCCUCAGGCCACUCAUUUCUCUUGAUUCUGGGAAACAGAAAGCUCAGACAGACAGCCUUGGAGGUACUGUGGCAUCUUGAAAGCUUCUUGAAAAGAAAACAUCUGUUACAGCUUUUCCGGUAG
Phyllostomus discolor (pale spear-nosed bat) is the source of this 933-nucleotide messenger RNA. RefSeq names its product taste 2 receptor member 42 (gene TAS2R42). Gene Ontology annotation, biological process: detection of chemical stimulus involved in sensory perception of bitter taste; sensory perception of taste; G protein-coupled receptor signaling pathway. The transcript has a single exon. The coding region runs from base 1 to 933 and encodes 310 amino acids. The record is from RefSeq and is a predicted model, not a curated record. Gene Ontology annotation, molecular function: G protein-coupled receptor activity. Gene Ontology annotation, cellular component: membrane. NCBI's taxonomy places the organism in Eukaryota, Metazoa, Chordata, Mammalia, Chiroptera, Phyllostomidae.